GUCCUGCCCAAAUCCGCAUACCAGUUUAUUCGAUGCCCAGCUGGUCCGUCAAAGGCGUUCGCCCUCUUCGGCCGCUCCUCACAAAUAACUCCUUCACCUGUUCGCCAUGCCGUCUACGCCUCUUCUCCACAAACACCUCGCGCCCGCUCCGCCACUCGACGCGUCUGCUGGACCAAAAAGACAAGGAUGACCUGAAGACCGCCAAGGACGAAUCUCUUGACCCAGAAUCCAUGUGGCCUUUCGGCAGAGGUGACCUGAUCAAGUCCGACUUGUCUAAUCAGACCGCUCAGGCCAAGGAUGAAGGACCCAAGCAUGAAGAAGCAAAGGAUGAAGGAACAAAGCAUGAAGAAGCCAACGAAGGAGCCGACGAUGAAGGAGUCAAGGACGAAGAUACCAGGGACUCGGAACCGUCAGUACAGGGCGGCCUCUCCAGACGCCAACGAAGUGUCCUUGUUAGAAAGACACGCAAGGGUCUCCAAUCUCGCACGCACGCGUUGCAACGAUACCCGCAACGCCACGACAAGAGUGAAGAGCAGCACAAGGAUACUCUUGAGGGAUUGAAUUUCCCCAAGAAGGACGCUAAGGGCACAGAGUCGUCUGAGAACGCUUCUAAGAGUACGGGAUUCUUCGACAAUGGCCUUGCAAGCGUGGUGCAACCCAAGAAUGAUGUUGAGGAGACUGCGCCAUCUCAAAGUACUACCCACAACGAUCUGUUCAAAUCUCUUCUUCCAACAAGUCAUGACAGCCAAACGACUGACGAUCGGCCGAAAUCCAUCUAUGACUUCUUCAAAUCGUCAAACGCUCCGAACGUCCCUUCUGUCUACGAUGGAGGUGCGCUACAGUCCCUGAGAGAUGCUAUGAUGUCUAUCAAGAGCGAUCCUAUUCUGAUCCCAAAAAGGAAACAACUAAGUAGGCCACGGAACAAGCGCAGGCGCUUUGUGAACGCAGCUGCUCCUCAGACAGCUGAGCGUAUUGCCAAACGGGGGAGGAAAAGAGAAGCAGACGAGAGACGGGCACACAAGCUACUUUCAGCCGGAGUCAAGACAAUGGAUGCAUCCAGCGUCAAGAUGCAGCGCUUGAAAGUUGACCAGCCGCCUGUCCCUCGUGUCCAUCAUGGUCUUGAUCGCGUGCUCUUCAAUCAGGGCGUGCAUCAAUUGCAGGACCCACGAUCAAAGGUCUACAAUUUUGAUCCCUAUCUUCAGAAAAUUAUGCCUGUUACUGAGUUCGACUACGACGCUCUUAGUGCCUACAAGACCUCUUCUCAGGAUGACUUCCUUUCCGCCUUCGCCAAAGAGCAUGGCAAGAAAUAUGUCGGUUCGACUUCUAGCAUGACAAGUACAUUGGCUCAUUUCCAUUAUCUUCUCUCCGCUUGGCGCAAGAUCAACAUCGGCAUGUUUUCGAGACAUUUCCCUGACACCCUGCAGAGCUUUACUGCACUCAAUCGUACACCUACCGCCAUCUUCCUGAGACGCAAAGGCGAUACUUACGCCAUCGAUGCCGACAAAGAGUUUGACGGCGCCAACGUUCUGAUGUUGCUAGGAAGAUCCAUGGAAAAGCUGUUAACGCUGCCAGUCUCUGAAUUCGAGCGCUAUCGCAAGAACAAAUCUGAAGGAAUAUCAGAAGCUGAGCGAAACAAGCCUGAGUCUUUCCACUACUCUUCGCUAGGUGAUUUCUUGCUGCGAUCCCAACUGGACGCUCAUGAUGAACGUCUACCAGGAACAGGCAUGUUUGAUCUCAAAACGCGCGCGGUACUUCCUGUUCGCAUGCAGUCCUCAAAUCACGAGCCAAUGACUGGAUAUGAAAUCACCCAGACCCAAGGUCAGUACGAGAGUUUUGAGAGAGAGUACUACGAUAUGAUGCGCAGUACUGCGCUCAAGUAUUCUUUACAGGCUCGCAUGGGCCAUAUGGACGGCAUCUUCGUUGCGUAUCAUAAUGUCAAGCGUAUCUUUGGAUUCCAAUACAUCAGCCUCGAGGAGCUCGACCGAGCUCUUCAUGGACAAAGCGAUCGCACUCUAGGGAACCAAGAGUUCAACCUCAGUAUCGGCUUAUUGAACGAAGUCUUCAACAAGGCUACGGAAAAGUUCCCUGAUCAGUCCAUUCGAUUCCACUUUGAGACCAAGGAUGCCGAAACGCUCCCCUCUAUGCACAUAUAUGCAGAACCCAUGAGCGAAGAGGAGAUUGACACGAUCCAGAAUUCACAAAAAGCUAAAAUUGCCGAAUGGGAUCGCGCACUACGCGAUCCGAACUUAAAACCAAGUGAAGGACCAGCCGACGAACUAGUUACGGAACACGAAGACGACGGACUUGGUGAUUCCACUAGUGACUUGAUGCAUACGUCGAUAACCUCUACCGAGUCUGAAAGCGAACAGAGCUCAGAGAUGCUUGCACAAGAGCCAGAGACAGAUGUGACACCAGAAGCACAAAUUACGAAGAAAGACAGGUUCGUUCAAGAAAUAGAAGCCAUCUCGUCGACGUCUGAGGCGACGCCGAAAUCAGAUGACAGCGGCAAGCCAUUGCUGGGAAUGAUCCUCACGGUUCGUUCCAAAGUUAAUGGCAUACAUGUCGACCGACCAGAAUUUCUCAGAAAACACCACGAUUGGUCGAUUGAGUAUAGCUUGACUGAAUUAACAAGCGCACAAGCAUGGGUCCAAUAUAGAGGCGCCAAGGGACGACGAAGGAAGAUCUAUGAGAAGCUCAACAAGCCCGAUAAGACCAACCCUGACAAUUCUGAAGCAACAUACAACGAGCAAUAUAUCACGAUGCUGAAGGAUCUCAGUGAGAAGGGCAGUAAGAUGAGGGCGAAACUCGACCAAGCUGCAGAGAACAAACCAACGGUUGUGUUGGGCUCGUCUCGGAUCGAGGGCGCUGCGAAUCCGAGCAUGAACACAGACGAUGUGAGCAUCGAGAGUGUUGAUGAUUACCUGGCAUGGCUGUAUGCAGAGAAGUCACGUUUUGGUGAGGAGGUCUGAUGAAAUUGACAAUAUUGUAUAAAUAGUAUAGGCAAGGUUACAUUGCAACAUAAUCCAAAUUAACGACCAGC
Aureobasidium subglaciale EXF-2481 is the source of this 3040-nucleotide messenger RNA. RefSeq lists its product as uncharacterized. Lineage: Eukaryota; Fungi; Ascomycota; Dothideomycetes; Dothideales; Saccotheciaceae. Gene Ontology annotation, cellular component: mitochondrial envelope; mitochondrion. The coding region runs from base 33 to 2969 and encodes 978 amino acids. Gene Ontology annotation, biological process: mitochondrial RNA 5'-end processing. The transcript has 2 exons. The record is from RefSeq and is a predicted model, not a curated record.